Messenger RNA from Brassica rapa (field mustard), 2047 nucleotides. RefSeq names its product L-ascorbate oxidase homolog. NCBI's taxonomy places the organism in Eukaryota, Viridiplantae, Streptophyta, Magnoliopsida, Brassicales, Brassicaceae. Gene Ontology annotation, molecular function: copper ion binding; oxidoreductase activity. The record is from RefSeq and is a predicted model, not a curated record.
UUUAAGAGAGCAUCUUUAAUAAAUUCUCCAAAAUCCUUUGUAUAUGGAUCUACACCUCUUCACAGUCUCAGACUCAAAUCAAUAACUCAAACCCCCUCCCCCUCCCCCUCCCAAAAAUAAACAGAAGAAGAGAGAAAAAUGAGACACUCUUGCAAAGUCUCUAUAGUUCUUCUUCUGGUUCUUAUCAAUGGUGUCUUUGGAGAUAACCCUUAUAGAUUCUUCACAUGGAAAAUAACGUAUGGUGACAUUUAUCCCCUUGGUGUCAAACAACAGGGAAUAUUGAUAAACGGGCAGUUUCCUGGACCUCACAUUGACGCAGUCACAAAUGAUAAUAUCAUCAUCAGUGUUUUCAAUUACUUGAGAGAGCCUUUCCUUAUUUCUUGGAACGGUGUCCAACAGAGGAAGAACUCAUAUCAAGAUGGAGUAAUAGGGACAACAUGUCCGAUCCCACCAGGCAAAAACUUCACUUACAUAAUUCAAGUUAAAGAUCAAAUCGGUAGCUUCUACUACUUCCCUUCUCUUGCCUUCCACAAAGCCGCUGGUGCAUUCGGAGCCAUCCGUGUCUGGAGCCGUCCUCGCAUCCCCGUCCCGUUCCCUUCUCCUGACGGUGACUUCUGGCUUCUCGCUGGAGAUUGGUACAAAACCAAUCACUAUGUUUUGAGACGUCUAUUGGAAGCUGGAAGGAAUGUACCAUUCCCUGAUGGAGUUCUUAUCAAUGGCCGUGGCUGGGGAGGCAAUACCUUCACGGUUCAACCCGGUAAGACCUACCGAUUCAGAAUAUCAAACGUUGGGACCGCGACUACAUUAAACUUCAGGAUUCAAGGCCACACGAUGAAGCUCGUUGAAGUGGAAGGCUCCCACACUAUUCAAAACGUCUACACUUCACUCGACGUUCAUUUGGGACAGUCUUACUCUGUUCUUGUUACCGCUAACCAAGCGCCUCAAGACUAUUACAUUGUCGUCUCCUCGAGGUUCACGCGGAGAGUCCUCACCACGACUUCGAUUCUCCAUUACAGUAACUCGAGAAGAGGCGUCUCUGGUCCUGCUCCGUCUGGACCCACUUUGAACAUUGCCUCUUCGCUCUUCCAAGCUCGAACUAUCAAGAGGAAUCUAACCGCGAGUGGUCCGAGACCAAACCCGCAAGGCUCGUAUCAUUACGGUUUGAUCAAACCAGCCCGUACCAUCAUGCUCGCCAACUCAGCUCCUUGGAUUAAUGGCAAGCAAAGAUACGCCGUGAACGGUGCCUCUUUUGUUGCGCCUGACACGCCGUUGAAGCUCGCCGAUUACUUCAAGAUACCUGGUGUUUUUAACCUCGGAAGCAUCCCAACAAAUCCCCCUGGUGGGAACGGAGGUUACCUUACAACAUCUGUUAUGGGUGCUAACUUCAGAGAGUUCAUCGAGAUUGUUUUCCAGAACUGGGAAAACUCAGUCCAGUCUUGGCACAUCUCCGGUUACUCUUUCUUCGUCGUCGGAAUGGACGGAGGCCAAUGGACGCAGGGGAGCCGAUCAAAGUACAACCUCCGGGACGCAGUUUCACGAUCCACUGUUCAGGUUUACCCGAGGGCAUGGACAGCUAUCUACAUAGCUUUAGACAAUGUUGGGAUGUGGAACAUACGGUCGGAGAAUUGGGCACGACAAUACUUAGGGCAACAAUUCUAUCUCAGAGUUUACACGUCCUCUACUUCGUACCGAGACGAGUAUCCGCCACCAAAGAACGCUCUUAUGUGCGGACGAGCUAGAGGCCGCCACACUAGGCCGUUCUAGAACGAAUAUCAAAAUCCAACGGCUCAACUUUUUUUUAUUUAUGAUUGGAUGAUCUGAAAUGUUUAGUAUUGUCACGAGAGGGUGGCAACAAAUGUGAGCUUCGUGGAUUUUGUUCACUACGGCAUGAAAGUUACGAAAACAAUUUGGAGCUUGACUUGAGCUUUCAAUUUAAUUUGAAUGAUGAAAUCAAAUGUAGUGUUCUUGUUUUUAAAUCUUUUAAAACUUUUUGCAUUACUUGUUUUUCGAACUCUAAAGUUAUUGUAUUACGUGACCACAAGACUUA